UGGCAUCUCCAACUAGAAAAAAGUUUGCGGACCAACCUCGAAGAGUCCAAAGCACAAGAGAUAUCAAAUCUGCAGAAUUCAUUACAGGAGAUGCAGGGUAAACGUGAUGAAACCAAUGCUCUGCAGGGUAAACUUGAUGAAACCAAUGCUCUGCUUGUCAAGGAGCGAGAGAAUGUAGAGAAGGUUAUCAUCGAAGCAACUCCGGUUAUCCAAGAAAAGGAGGUUAUUGCUGAAGACACUGCAAAGAUUGAUGCACUAACAGUGGAAGUUGAGAGGCUAAAGGGACCCAGAAUUUGGAUGGUGAAGAAUCCGAAGAUGCAUCACUUCUACUUUCUUUAGCUAAGGCAUGACUUCUUUAAUAUUGAUGGUUAUUUCUAGUUUAUUAACUUAUUAUUUUAUUGUCAAACUUUUUUUUUGGGAGACUAAAUUGUGAAUGUGUUGAGAUGCUAAUUGUCCUUGCUAUUUGAUUUAGGUUUUGCAUUAACUAUCCUUGAUUCUGGGGGAUGGGGGGUUCUUAAUCCUUUUUCAUUUAUAUCAGUUUCAUUUUGUGAAAAACUAAAGUAGACAACUAACUGAGACUUGGGCUAGAUGCUUUACUGUGAAUUCUUAUCCAGAUAUGUAUUACAGGUUUAGACACAAUAGACAAUACUAGUAAUAGUUGAAAAGUACAAAUUGGGAAAAGUUCAAAUUGUUUAACUAAAUACAAAGCUAAUAGAUAAGAUACUCGUGUUUAUAUGCCUAGGUGCGACGAGAAAUCCCUUGAGAAUUCAUUUUGCAAAUGUGCUAUGGUCACUGGCGGAUAUAAAAUAACAAAGUCACUUGAUCCCGUUGCUGCAAGUCUCAGUAGUGAUGCUUUGGCUAAAAUUAUUUAUUCAAGGCUUUUUGACUGGUCAUUUCUCUCUGUUAUAUGUUCUUUCUUUUAGGAGAUAUGC
Molecule: messenger RNA, 932 nt
Organism: Arachis ipaensis
Lineage: Eukaryota; Viridiplantae; Streptophyta; Magnoliopsida; Fabales; Fabaceae
Source: RefSeq, a predicted model, not a curated record